AUGUCUGGAAUACUACCCUUUGUUGAAGAUACUAUAGGUGAAAAAGUUAAGCGGCACAAACUUGCACCAGUGCUGAUAGAGUCGAUAAUACGGGGUGAUGAAUCAUCUACAUCACCUCCUGCUACCACAAACAAAAAGGAUGAGUCCAUCACUUCAUUUGCUCUAGAAGAGGUCAAUAAUGACCCAGAUGAACUAAUAAACUUGAGAGGUGAAGGAAGAUACUUCGGAGCUACAGAUCCAGACAGCGAAAACCAACAAUCACUGGGACCUAUAUGUGAUAAUUGUCAUGAACGUGGUCAUAAACGAGCACAAUGCAAAGUUGUCAUUUGCCACAAGUGUGGAAAAGUGGGCGAUCACUACGAGAGUCAAUGCCCGUCAACUUUGGUUUGUUUGAGAUGCGGAGAAAAGGGUCAUUAUAUCCUGCAAUGUAAAAGCAAAGUACGGAAGAAGCAGUAUUGUCGCAAUUGUGAUACAUUUCAACAUGGAGAUGAAGAUUGUCCAAGUAUAUGGAGAUCAUACUUGACAAAAAGGAAUCACGAUGAAGAAAAAGAGAGUUUGGUAUUGCCUAAUAUUUAUUGUUAUAAUUGUGCAUCUGAUGAACAUUUUGGAGACGAAUGUGAUAAGCAGCGGUCAUCGCGAAUUCCUAACCUUGGUAGUGCUUUCAGUGGUAAUAAUCUACCUCGUAAUUUACGUCCUAUAUAUUUUCUCAGAUUGAAACGGAGCGAAACUGCAUCAUCAAGAGACUACGACUCAGAAUAUGAUCCAAGACUACCUACAAAACGCACAAACAAUUUUAAUUUCAAUGCAAGUAUUUCAUCACAUGGCCAGCAACAACCUUCUAGAACCGGAUUUAUUCCAAUGAAUAAUGGAAAAUCUAGAUUCCCAUCUGGUCCAUCCAGUAGGAAUCAAAAUGGAAAUUUCAACAAUUUCAACAGUUAUGGACGUAAUAAUGGAUAUGGGAACAACUCAUACGAAGGAAGCGGUUUUGGCAACAAUGAGUAUAGCAGAAGUGGCUAUGGUAGCAGCUCAAAUAACGGGAGUCGUCCACCAUCGAGAAGUGGAUUUGUGGGAAGUAGCAAUAAGGGUGGCAGAAUAACUAAACCAACUAGAAGCGGUUUGAUUGACAAUAGUAAAAGCAAGUACAAAAAGAAGCACAUACGAUAUUAG
This is a messenger RNA of Lodderomyces parapsilosis, 1167 nucleotides long. RefSeq names its product TRAMP complex RNA-binding subunit. Gene Ontology annotation, biological process: polyadenylation-dependent RNA catabolic process. The coding region runs from base 1 to 1167 and encodes 388 amino acids. The transcript has a single exon. Gene Ontology annotation, molecular function: zinc ion binding; nucleic acid binding. NCBI's taxonomy places the organism in Eukaryota, Fungi, Ascomycota, Pichiomycetes, Serinales, Debaryomycetaceae. The record is from RefSeq and is a predicted model, not a curated record.